CCUUACCGACAGAGAAGAGGAAUCGUUGCGGCAUCUCCUCGAAGCCCGAAGCUCCAACUCCUUUUCUUCUCUUGUGGAUUCUUCUUGCUUCGCCCCAGAGCGCCGAGAGUAUUCGAGCACUUCCAAGGUUUGGUUUCAGCUCUCCUGUGUCUUUUCCCGAAGAAAUCUUUUGGAGAUUCGAAUGGAGAUGGCGGAGUCCGGUGAGUUCUUCGCUUUCUUCCGCGCCUUAGGAAUUGUUCUAGCAAAGAAACGGCGAGCUCGACGGGAUCCCAGUGUAUGUAAUAGCCAUCCGCGCUGUGUCUUUCAAAAUUAAGGGCUUUUAGGUUCCCGAUUGUGUUCCGUAGGGUUUGCCCCAAAAUUUGGUCUUCGAUUGAUUUGCUGGCCUCCGCUCCGAGCGGAUUUUGGAGUCGUUGAACGAAUUCUAGGGGUUUCUUUUGAAGAAAUGGCAGGAAAUGUUCGAAUACCUGCGUUUUGUUGCUUUCUCUGGAUAUGUUCGAUUGGACCUGAAGCGCAAGUCUAGACCUAGCGUUUCCCUGAAGUUCCGAACCCUAAGUUUCGGUAUAUUCGUUGCUAAGGAAGCGGACUGGUCUUCUAGUUUGAAGGAGUUGGAGAUGUUGGGAAGACAAUUGGUAAUCAGGAAGGAAGCCGCAGUGAACCUGAGAGAAGUGGCGGCAAGAACUACUCUAAGGGAGGUACGGCAGAAGGGGCAUAUAUAUGUGGAGCUGAGACAUGUUGGGAAGCGCAUAAUCUUCUUCUGCACCCUCUGCCUCACCCCAUGUUACAGCGACACCGUGCUGUUUGAUCAUCUCCAAGGAAAUCUCCAUGCUCGACGCCUCACAGCUGCCAAAGCGACUCUUUUCGGUGCUACUCCAUGGCCUUUCAAUGAUGGUGUUCUUUUCUUUGACAGUUCUAACGAGCCUAACCUGCUGUUAUCAGGUUCAGAUAGUCAAAAUGAUAUGGCUUUGGUUCUUAGCAACAGCUCUGGGAACGAUCAUGAAGUAACUUCGAGGAAUACAUUGGAUUCUCCCAGUAGGAAUUGCUGUGGUAGAAAGAAUAGUAUUAAUUGUUCUAAAUCCAGUGGUUCUUCUGACGCUAAACUUAGAUUAUCUUCCAAUGGGCAUAAAGAAUCUUUGAGAUCUAGCUGUUCAGUCCUAGAUAUGGUUUCUACUUGCAGCUGGGCAGAAAAUAGUUUGAUUAUUCCUGGGGUCUUACUGAAGGGGGAAGUUUCAAAUUUGGCACUGAAACAUUUAGGAGUUGGGCAGAUUGCAUACAGAAUACAAGACAAGGAAGGUCAUGGUAAGAUCACGAGUAUAUGGUGUGCUUGGUUGGGACAAGGAGAAUCUGACUUUAGUGAUGAGUUGAACAUAUCGGCAAAUUGUGAUUUUGCCAUAGUUAAUUUUCCUUAUGCAUAUGGCUUAGGUAGGAAGGGAGCUGUGGAAGAUGAAGAGACUCCGACAUCACCUGGUUCUUUCUUUGAGAUUGAUGAUUCUGGGCAUCAUAGGAAGAGGAAGAGGAAAUCAUUCUCAGACCAAGAAGACUACUCAGAUGGUUCGAAUGGUUGUUCUGAGUCUCUUUCUGGAGAUGGCUCAAGUCUGGAUAUCGUUGUGGCAGAUGACCCACAGCAGCUUGAAAAGAGACUUGUAUCUAGCAAGGUUGUUAGGCGACAGCUGAGAAAACAGAAACGUUUGGCUGCAGAGAGAAUCUGUGAUAUAUGUGGGCAGCCGAUGCUCCCUGGAAAGGAUGUGGCUACCCUACUAAAUUGUCGUACUGGUAAUUUAGCUUGCAGCAGUCGGAACACUAACGGGGCUUUUCAUCCAUUUCAUGCAUCAUGCCUCAUACAUUGGAUCCUUCUAUGUGAGUCAGAAAUGGCUGAUCAAAGAAACAAAACAAAAGUAACUCGAGGUCGCAAGGGAAGAUCAACGCUCAAGAAUCGAAUUUCUUCCAUCUUUUGCCUGGAGUGCCAGGGCACUGGUGUGGCCAUUAAAGGAGAAGAAUUGGAGAAACCUACCAUUCCACUCUCUGAGAUGUUUCUUUAUAAGCUGAAAGCCAUUGAGGCAAACAAGGCAUGGAUGAAAAAUCCUGAAAUUCUUGAGAAAUGCUCCACUGGACUUCAUUUCCCUUCUGGUUGUGUUGAAAAAUCUCAGGAAAAAGUUAUGCCUCUAAAGUUGCUGCAUUUCUUCCGAGCUGAUCAGUAGGAACCCCUUCUUAAAUCUCACAAGACUAAGAUGCUUCCAUGGUGACCUUGCUGGAUUUCUACAUAGGCUAUGGAUGACCAGAGUUGUGUUGUAAAUCUCCUUUAUCAGUUGUACAAAUAUGUACACUUGGCUUCCAAAUAUAGUUGGGCAUGUAGAAAAAUAUUAAUGGUAGUGGCCAAAGAGUGUUGUCUUGUUGUGAAUGGCAUAGUUGCCAAAGAGUUUCUCUUUGUUGGUAAUGAUUACUGUGCGCAUGUAUGUGAUACCAUCUUAAGCACUGCAUACUAUUCAGUGCGUUAUUGUUGUCA
Messenger RNA from Musa acuminata subsp. malaccensis (wild Malaysian banana), 2500 nucleotides. RefSeq lists its product as uncharacterized. The record is from RefSeq and is a predicted model, not a curated record. Lineage: Eukaryota; Viridiplantae; Streptophyta; Magnoliopsida; Zingiberales; Musaceae.